Messenger RNA from Motacilla alba alba, 16668 nucleotides. RefSeq names its product 5-hydroxytryptamine receptor 6 (gene HTR6). Gene Ontology annotation, biological process: chemical synaptic transmission; G protein-coupled receptor signaling pathway, coupled to cyclic nucleotide second messenger. Gene Ontology annotation, cellular component: membrane; dendrite. NCBI's taxonomy places the organism in Eukaryota, Metazoa, Chordata, Aves, Passeriformes, Motacillidae. The record is from RefSeq and is a predicted model, not a curated record. The transcript is spliced from 7 exons. The coding region runs from base 2097 to 3371 and encodes 424 amino acids. Gene Ontology annotation, molecular function: G protein-coupled serotonin receptor activity; neurotransmitter receptor activity.
CACGCUGUGACACUAAGGUGGCCGAGGAGGUUUGGCUGGGAGCAUCCAAGGACAGGGUCCUGGGGAAGCAGAGGGAGGGCAGAGCCUGUCCUGGCACAAGUGGCAGCAGCUGUUUCCCAGUGGCAGCCUGACACAGAGAUCCUGAGGGGAUAACUGUGUGUGUUUGGGCUGGGUCCCUGCCUUCCACCUCCCCGUGCCUUGCUCACAGAUGGUUUCCAGGCCUGGAAUGCCCAUUCAGGCACUGGGAAAAGCACAACAAAUGUGUUGGAAAGGUGGUUGGAAAAGCAGGACGUGGUAAAGAGCUGAUUUCUGUCCCGGGGUGGGUGGCUGGGGGUGUGGUGUGCACAGUUGGCUCUCACCCACACAUCUGCAGCACAACUGCCCAGGGAGGCGUGUUAAGGAAAGCUUUAGUGGGCACCUGGGGAGGAACGGGCAGCAGCCGGCAGGGCAUGGCCCUGGAGCACAGAGUGGGUGCCAGGAGCACACCCUCAGCCCUGGUCUGUGCUGGAGUCACUGCCCUCAGUCCUGGUCUCUCCCGGCACAAAUCACAGCCAUUUGUUGGGAAAACCCCACCUUUCGGGCAGCUGGGUAAUUAAAAAACCCCAAGCAGUCCCUGCCCAGCACCCUGAGGUGUUUGCCCUGAGUGUGGAGGUGGAAGUGUGGAAUUCCCAGAAGCACACAGAGACUCAGAAGGGUUUUCUGAGCUGGCUCCUCUCCGUUGUUGCCUCCCUCUUGCUAAAGGGCAGGUGCUGUGGGGCCAUCCAGGAUUGCCCCUCAGGCAGGAGGCUGGGCUGCCCCGAGUCAGUCCAAAUAACCCAGGAGCAGAGGGGCCAGGCUCUCCCUUGUCUCUGCUCCUCCAUCCCUGGCUGCAGAUUGCUGGAAUAUCAGCCAGCGAGUCCUCUGGCUGCUGCCUGAGGGCUGUUGUGCGCAGCUGUUUGUUGUUUUUUUAUUUGACUUUGCAAAAUUUUGCUUUGUAUUGCCCAGUGUGGAGGAUGGACCCUGGAACUCGGAGAUGCCAGCCGGGUUUGGCCACUGACCUGCUGGCCCAGGUGCCUCCAGCCAGGGCUCCAGCGCUGGCACACAUGGCAGGGAUGGCAGAGCACGGGGCUGUCUCUUUAAGGCAGAAACAGGAACUCUCUAGCUGCCACUUUGUGGAGUUUAGCCCAGAUCCCUUUUUCAUUAGAGCUUCAUUUCAUCUCCUCCUCUCUCCCCCGGCCCCACCUCCUCGAUCGGCAUUUCUGCAUCCUUUGUGUGCAUCCACAGCAGCAGGUGAAAGUCGGGCUGGCACCUGCACACAACCACUCCCACCCCUCCCUGUGGGCCGGACACUCCUCUGCCGCGAGAGAGAUCCCUUCCACACUCCGGAUCUUCCUCCUCCCGGGCGGGCUUGGCUGGGAGCAUCCCGGUCCUCGCCUGAGGCUGCUCUGCUGCUCUGACGGCUCCGGCUGCAGCAGCUGCAGCAGCGAGGGAGCUCCGGGACCCUGGGGACAGAGCUCUGCAGGGAGCCCAGCUCAGCUGGGGGUCGGGAGCUGAGCCUCGGGGGGCCGGAGCAUCCCCAGCAUUUGGAGCAUCCUGGAGUCCAGAGCAUCUCCAGCGUCCAGGGUAUCCUGGGUACAGAGCAGCCCUGGCAUCUGGGAUAUCCUGGGACGCAGAGCAUCCCCAGCAUCUGAAGUGCAGAGCAUCCAGAGCAUCUCGGUGUUGUGUUAUUCCUUGGUCCAGUGCAUCCAGAGCAUCAGGGUAUCCAGAGCAUCCUGCCAUCCCUGGCAUCUUGGGAGCCCUGCCUUCCAGCUCGUCCCCAGCAUCCAGAAGCAGCAUCCAGGGACAUCCCAGAGCAGGGGGAUUUACAGGAACUGCUGUGAGUAAUGGGGAGGGAACCUUGGUCCUGCUGAUCGGCUCCUGGGAAUGUCACCCUGCCCUGAGUGCCAGUGAAGAGAGACAGAGGGGGAAGAGAGGGAGAGGAGGAGGAGAGGAGAAGGAAGGACAGACACAGAGCGGAGAGGGAUGAUCGUCCUUCCCCAGCCCCGGUGAUGAUCACGUAGCACAGGCCACGCUGGAGAAGGUCCCCAGCCCAGAGCCAGCCCUGCCCCCGGCUCCGCAUGGAGGGGGACCUGGGGGCCCCCAAUGCCAGCGUGCUGGGGGAGCACUCCCUGCUCGUGGGCAGCAGCUGGGUGGCUGCCUUCCUCUGCUUCAUCAUCCUGCUGACCACGGCGGGCAACUUCCUACUCAUCCUCCUCAUCGUCACCCAGCGCUCCCUCCGCAACACCUCCAACUACUUCCUGGUGUCCCUCUUCAUGUCGGACCUGAUGGUGGGGCUGGUGGUGAUGCCCCCGGCCAUGCUCAACCAGCUCUACGGCCGCUGGGUGCUGCGGGGGGACUUCUGCUCCCUCUGGGCCUCCUUCGACGUCAUGUGCUGCAGCGCCUCCAUCCUCAACCUGUGCGUCAUCAGCCUGGACCGGUACCUGCUCAUCACGUCCCCGCUCCGGUACAAGCUGCGCAUGACAUCCUGCAGGGCGCUGGCGCUCAUCCUGGCCACCUGGACCUUGGCCGCGCUGGCCUCCUUCCUGCCCAUCAAGAUGGGGUGGCACGAGCUGGAGUUUGAGGUGCGGCCCCUGAACGUCACCGGCCGGGGGGACGAGGACCAGUGCCGGCUGCUGGUCAGUCUGCCCUACGCCCUGGUGGCCUCCUGCCUCACCUUCUUCCUGCCGUCCGCCGCCAUCUCCUUCACCUACUGCCGCAUCCUGCUGGCAGCGCGCAAGCAGGCCGUGCAGGUGGCCUCCCUGGCCUCCAACGUGGCCGCCACCGACGAGGCCGUGCCACAGGUCUCACGUGCCCCGAGCCAGCCCCUGGCCAGCAGUGAGAGCAGGAGGUUUACCAACAAGCACAGCAAGAAGGCUCUGAAGGCCAGCCUGACCCUGGGAAUCCUCCUGGGCAUGUUCUUUGUGGCCUGGCUGCCCUUCUUCGUCACCAAUGUAGCUCAGGCAGUUUGUGACUGCGUCCCGGCCGGAUUCUUCGAUGUGCUCACCUGGCUGGGCUACUGCAACAGCACCAUGAACCCCAUCAUCUACCCGCUCUUCAUGAGGGACUUCAAGAGGGCCAUGGGCAAAUUCCUGCCCUGCUGCCGGCGCUCCGCGGAGCCCCGGCCCAGCGCCAUCUCCCUGUCCAUGAGGAAUUCCAACAGCGGGCCCCGCGCUGCCACCUCCCUCAAGAACGUCCUUACCCUGCAGGCUGAGACCGACUCCAUCGACUCCGGGGCACCGGGGAGUGAGCCCAGGCUGCUCCCGGCGCCGCGAGGCCCCGGCGCUCGUUCCGUCAGCCUUUGGGAUGCGGAGCCCCCGGACACGGAGCUGCAGCUCGGCACCCCCGUGGCCUGAGUGGGCACACAGAGCUCUGUGUGCUGGGAACGAUCCCCAGAGCCCAACACAAACCCUCUGGGAGAUGAUUUGCCACAAGCCGUCUCCCCGUUCCCAGUUCCAGCACACGGUGCAGCUCACGGAGGGGAUGGUGGCCCCGGCACUAUCACAAGGAGGAUCAAACCGUGCAAAGCCAGGUGUGGCUGCUGAAUUAACCUGCUUUGUCUCUCUCUCUUUCAUCCCUCCUGUGCUCACCAUCACCAUCCCUUAACCCUUCCCGUGGCCUUUCCAUCUCUGGUGAGUCUGAACCUUGGAUUCCAGACUCUGUGUCUCUCUAAUCUCAAGCCAAGACUUGGCUUUGCACACACAGAGCUCAGCAGAUCUCCUCCAAGUGCACUGGGGGGAAUGGUGGAAAAACAUCCUGUGGCUCAUGGGCAAGAGGUUUGGAGCUGCUUCAGCAGGAACACUGAGGUUUGGGGCUGCUUCAGCCCCCGGAACAUCACAUCUUCCUGGAGCUGGGGCUGGAUCUCCUCCCUGGAGUCGUGUCUGUCUCAGGUUCCUGUCACACAGUGCACUCCAGCUCAGCGGCACCGCUGUGGCUUGUCACGCAGAGCUGCACUGUGGGGGCUGAAUUUGGUGCAGAAUGUCCAACACUAAUUUUUGGAUGUUCAGUGGGGGUGUGGGGUGCGACUCGCGGUGGCUCCAUGCGUGUCUCGCAGUAGUAAUGGGAUCAGCUCCUCCCACAGGCUCCAUCCCACAGCUUCCCACUCCUGGCACAGGACCAUCUCACUUCCCUCCAACAAUCCAUCACAUCCUCGAUGAUGCAGUUAGAAAAUAUACUUUCCCCCCCUCCUUCAGAUAAGAAUCUAAAGGAAAAUUGUAUUUGAAAUGACAAUGCCAGCCCCCUCCCCAGAGCCAUAAGCAGAGGGAACACUGAGUAAAUGUGACAAGUGGGCACUUCAAAAAGUCAAUAAAAGAAAUUAUUUUAGUAAAUUCUUUCUCAAGUGCCUUUGGGCUGGCAGUUGGCCGCUGUGCCCUCCCUGGACCCUUCACUUCAAGCCUUCUGCCUAAUUCCAUGACUGUUCUCCUGGAACUCCCUGACACUCAAAUGGACACAGAGCAUCCCUGGAUACAGGAUGCUGGAAGAAGCAGCCACACGCCAGGCCACUUUCAGUUUUCUUUCCAUGUUGCCCACGGAUGUUCCAGAACUGAACUGGAGUUUGUAUGACCAACCCAGCAUUUCUUUCCCACAAAUCCCUUGGGAGCCAGGGAUGAAUGACCGGGACACGCUGAGGGCCGAGCACAGGCUCAAACCUCAAACUGUUCAAUUUUGCCACAGAUGGAGCUUGGGGCUGGUGUUGAGCACCCAGAUCAAGACGUGCAUCUUCCCACAAUGGCUUUAUAUAAAUACAAGCUUGGACUACAGCCCGAGUUAAAAAGGAGCAGAAAAAGUUCCUGUGGAGUCUGGAGUUUGUUAGGUACCAAAUCAGCCUUGGGAGAUGGACAGAGAGAGAGGGAGAGUCACCUCUUCAAGCCAAAUGUUCAAAAGCAAUAAUUCCUUCCUGUCUCAUGCAGGCAGUUCUGUGUAAUUAGGUGUUUGCUUGUGGACAAACCCUUGGAUGAGCAGAGGAAUCCCAUCCCAACCCGGCAGCCAACAGCCCCAACAGCAGCUGGCUGAACAGCCCCAUCUCUGUGGCAUCCCACAGCCAGUCCCUCCCGUCUCUGCAGUGAGCCACCACUCCAGGUCAGAGCUGGGCAGGUCUGAGCCACCUGGGAUGCUGGAUUUAGGGAGAGGAAUUGCCAGGCCCUGUAUCCAAACCACCAUGCUUUGCUGAGUUACAGCAUCACCCCCAAACCCAGCCGUGUCUGACUCCAUGAGGAAUGAUCUGCAGCCACCACCACCAAGAGACUUGGGUUUGGCUCUGACAGAUGGAAAGAAUGAAGUUGGAAAAAAUUACAGAAUCAUGGAAUUGUUAAGGUUGGAAAAGAUGUUUAUGGUCAUCAAGUCCAUCAUGCCAAGGCCACCACUAACCCAUGUACUGAAGUGCCACAUUCACAUGUUUUUUGAAUGUUUCCAGGAGUGGUGGAAUCACCACUGGGUAAGUGUCCAUUGACCAGCCUGAAGUGGCUGCAGUGUUUGGGGUACACUCUGGUGCUGGAUGACUUUUCCUCUGAGAGGUUUAAAAGCCUGGGCCUGGCUGAGUACCACCCCCCAAAUCUUGGGUGCCAAGAGGGUAAAGGAGGAGCUCUGCCAUGGGAAGAGAUACCCAGGCAGGAGAGUUCUCUUUGUUCAGUUGCCUGCUCUUGCAAAAGGUGUCCUCCAGGUGCCUCAGCUCCCUGUAAAAGCCAAGAUUACCUUACUUAAAUUAAGGCAGAGUCAUUAAACCUCACUGAAAUUCUCAGCUGGAAGCUGCACUGAUCCAUCUUGCCCUGUAUAAAACUAGGAGUUAUGGGUUCAUAUACCAAAUAAAGGUCAACAGUAUGUGUAAAAACCCAGACAGUUUUAUUGUAAAAUGAAUUCCACUACAAGAUAACUCCUUCUGAGGUGGAUGUUGGAGAGUUUCCUUCCAAUCAGGGCACAGGAGGAGAGGAAAUCGCCUCUGCAUGUGAUUGUUCUUGAUGCUAAAGGCCACGCGGCUGGAGAGGCUGAAAUUCCUUUCCCAUUCCAGGUGUCCCAAGUGCUUGCUGUACCAACAGCAUCCCCAGAUACUUCAGCCUCGCUGGUAAAUCCCAUUUUUAGCAGUUUAAACCUUCCUGACCCAGCCAGAGAGCAGUCUUGUCCUUUUAUUUUCCCCAACCUUGCUGGUAAGUAGGAAAUUUCCACGGCAGGGAAUACCCAUAACCUCAGUCCCAGGAUUCUUGCUUCUCAGACACAGGGAUGACACCCCCUGAGAUGUCAUCCAGGAAGGGAUGAUGAUGGCAAGAGCUUUUCACAGAGCCCUGUAAAGACCCCAACCCUGGGCCCUCUGCUCAUCUCCUGCUUGCUUCUGCCCGGUGCCAGAGCAAUCCUUCAGCUGCCCCAUCCCUGGCGGUGUCCAAGGCCAGGCUGGACAGGGCUUGGAGCAACCUGGGAUAGUGGAAGGUGUCCCUGCCCAUGGCAGGACGUGGCACUGGAUGGGUUUUAAGGUCCCUCCCAACGCAAACCACUGUGGGAUUCAGGGCUGUGCCAGUACCAGGGUUCCCAGCACACCUCUCCUAAAGCUGAAGACAACCUUUCCCCCACAAAUCCAACCCCCUGAGCUGUUUGUGUGAAGCAGCUUUGGAGGGGCACAUUUGGCUGCACUGAGGGCUUGGAGCAAACGGAAGGAUUUAAUCAGCACAUCAGGAAUACAAAUACGUGACUUAAAUCUGUCCAGAUGGCUCAACGGGCUCUGGAUGUUUUGAACAGAUUAGUUAAUUAAAAUAAUGAACCCUGGAAGGGUUGGGAGCUGUGGACAUUGUCCUCUGGAGAAGUACAACCCUUUUAAUUCUCACUCAGGGGGGCUGUAGGAAGGAAUGAGCAUGGCCUAGGGCAAAGUGGGCAGAGACCGGAAGGAACUGGAGUUACUGGGAGCAGGGGCUGAAGGCUCUUGGAUUGCUGCAUUCAGAAUCUCUCCAGUCACACCAUCUGCCUGCCCUGCCUUGGGAAUGAUCAGCCUGCUGUUACUGAGUCAUUAGUCAGAGAGAACAAAUUUCCUCUGCCACUCUAAGGACUGAUUUUCAUUACUCCUCAGUAUCCAGCAGCUUCCACUAAAACAACAGGGAAUUCCUCUUCCCUGAGUACCAUGAUCCCUGAGAGAUGCUGGGUAUGAGCCAUUCUGAGGAGCUCACACAGCUGAAAGAAAAGCUGAGACCUUGUGAGAGUCUGUCCCUCUUGCAGCUCUGCUCAAUCUCUUCCAAAGAAGCUCACUCCUCUCUCUAGGAUAGCAGAGGAGAGGAUUCCAUAAAGCUGGACCAGAGCAAUCUCUGAGAAGUGUAAGAGGAGGGAGGACUCUCUGUGCUGCACUGAGCCACCAGCAAAAGAACAGCAAACAAACUGCCUUGCCUCUUUAAAGCCAUCCUGGUGGGAAAACCCAGCAAUUCCAGCUCACUAAAGCCUGUUUUCAUUUUCAAUCUGAAAGUCUGAAUUCCUCUGCUGGGCAGGUGGUGCUGGAGAUGGGAGGGGAACACCUACAACAUUGUCAAUAAAAACUUAAAAGGCAAAUAAAGAACUAUAUUUAUAUUUGUGAGAACAAAGUGCAGGGGGAAUGUAGGACAAAAGGAAGAGUGCUUGGCACCAGAGGAAAUACAUUUUUGCUUGUUGUAAGGAAAGCAGUGGGGAGGAUUUAUUUGGAUUGUUUAGGUCACUUGCCCCAGACAUAUUUGGGAUCAGUCAACCAUUUGACUUUAUGAUUGCUUUGACUCACUGGGAGCCACGAGCCAGCUGCCUCUGGCACUGCUGCUGCAGGACUCCAGUGCCACACUGGGGAUCUCCAGAGGACAAAGCUGAUGGCUUUGCCCAAGGGGAUCCAUCAGCCAGUCAACUCAGCACGUUUGGAAAGGUUUUCAAGUGCAAACCCACCCAAAAGUAUCAAAAAAGUCCCUGAGAACAAUCAGUUGUGACGAUUAAACUGCCUGGGCAGUGUUUCUGUUGGAUACAGAGGAUUAAGAAUCCCGGAUUCUCUCUGGUUUGACCACCAGGAACUCGGUGUGUCCUGGAGCAGGUGCUGCCAAGGGAAGGGCAGAGGAAGGGCAAGGAGAAAGGAGACAUUCCCCACGAUCCUGGCUCUCCACUGGCUCAGACACAGGCACGACUCAGUCACAACACUGAUAUCACAACACUGAUGUCACAACAAUGACGUCACAGGGACAAGCUUGGUACAGCAAGAUAACACUUCACUGCUCACUCCAGAGCCAAGAACCUUCAGAUCCAUCCAGUGUCCUUCAAAAAGAGCUCCUCCACCCAUCCCAAGCAGCCAACACGGGAGUGCAUGUGGCUCCAAAUGCUCUCCAGGGCUAUGGAACUGCCAGAGCUCAGCUGAGUGUCCCUCACCCCUUGGCUCCCUGUGGACAGGGCAGCUCAGCUGGUCCUUCCUCCUGCUCCCCCUCACCAAACCCCCCAUGGAUUCACAGGGAAUCACUGUGGAGGCAAGCAACGUGGUGGGGAAUGCACAGGUCACUCAUACACCUGAGAAUUUCACUGCUUUGAUGUGUUUUAAGCCCAUCAAGCUCACAGAGCAACUUCAUUCCACAGUAAAAGAUCCCCUUAAGUUCAAACACCUCUGCAGAGCUUGGUUAUUUCAGCAGGAGCAGCAACAACCUUGGAGGGGAUCCUUCAGGAUUCCCUUUUGGCUAAUACCGUCUGUUUUCAUAGCAAAUGGUAUUUUAUGGGGGCUGAAGGAGUUCCUGGAGUGAGCUGAAGGUUCUGGAGCUUAGUGGAUAAUCACAGCUCACCUCCCAAGAGCCCUCACCUGCCCUGGGUGUGACACACAGAGUGAAAUCAAAGGGCAGAGCCAGCUCAGCCCCUCUGGGUAUUGCUAUUUUUCACUCUCCCUUUCCCAAAGCUACAGUGAAUGUGAUGUCCAGGACAAGCACUGGAGUCCAGCCCUGCUCUGAACUGAACUGCCAGGUCUGGGAGCUGUUGGUGCAGAAAGAAAGGAGCUCAGAUGUUCCUGCUGCUUUCCAAAAACUCCUCAGUUCUGGAUGCUGCCUCAGAAGCCACACAGCCCAAAUGGUGGCACAGGCGGAUGGAUUGCAGGGCUCCCAAGCUCUGCCAGGCUAUAUCUCAAAAUCCAGUCAGCUCUGCCAAGCUGGCAUGCUGCUCUGGUCACAGAUGUUCCCACAUGUCAGUGAAAGCCUUAAUUCUGACUCUGGCUACACCCUGCAUGACAGAGGGCAUCCACAGAAUCUCAGAGUGGUUUGGGCUGCAAGGGACCAUGAAGAUGCUCCAAUUCCACCCCUGCCAUAGACAGGAACACCUUCCACUGUCCCAGGCUGCUCCCAGCGCCAUCCAGCCUGGCCUUGGGCACUGCCAGGGAUCCAGGGGCAGCCACAGCCUCUCUGGGCACCCUGUGCCAGGGCCUGCCCACCUUCACAGGGAAGAAUUCCAUCCCACUAUCCCAUCUAUUCCUGCCCUCUGGCAGUAGAAGCCAUUCCCUGUGUCCUGUCCCUCCAUCCCUUGUCCCCAGUCCCUCCCCAGCUCUCCUGGAGCCCUUUUAGGCCCUGGAAAGGGCUCUGAGCUCUCCCUGGAGCCUUCUCUUCUCCAGGCUGAACAAUCCCAAUUCUCAGCCUGGCAGAAAAUGUCCUGGGUUUCCCCACAGUUUUCUGACAGCUCUGGCAAAGCCCUGAUGCUGCCUGGGCAGAGGAGCUGGAAAAUCCAGAGACAGAGCAGAUUGCACAGCAGGAAACAGAAAACAUUCAUACCUUGACACAGGCUCUGCUGAAUGUAGUUAGAAUAGGAACAAAAUUCUUCUGUUUGGAUCCUCAGGAAACUAUGUCUAAGUGAGGACAGUGAAUACAUCCAAUAAUUCAGAAGCUACAAUUUAAAUGGAUUUAUUAAGAAAUUUAUUCAAUUCACCAAUUGAAUUUGGCACCUGCAGCAAUCCUGGGCACCAGCAGUCCUUGAGAAACCAAUAAAAAUAUAUUUGAGGAAAAAUUGAUAGAGCUGAAUUUAUUUUGGAAAUCCUGACAAUGCCAUUUGCAUUAUUCCUCUUUAAUGUUUCUAUUUCUGCUCAGCCAAAUUGAGGAAAGAAAGACUUAUCCUGCUGAGGCUCAGAGGCUCUGCUUUCACAUCACCCCUUUGCACAAUCACAGUCCUUGUGGACAGAAUAAGGCACUCAAUUCUUAUUUUUCUUCUAAUUUCAACACUCACUUGACUGGUAAAAGUUCUCCUUUCAUUGCAGUGACAUUUUUGAGCCAGACUGUAAUUUUUCCCUGCAAUCAUCUUUCAGCCACAACAGAUUGAUCCAGUCAUUGUACCACUUCUGGGGUGGUAAUUGAGGGAUGUUCCCCUCAGACACCCUCAGGCAAUUCUACACCAAGGCAAGAGUUUUUCCCAAGAGUUUUUCCCAUCAAACUUUGAUAUGUUUUGUGAUCAAUGUUCAAAAUUCUGAGUAAUCACUGGCUUUUGCUGGAUUCAUCCAUUGCUGAAAAUCUCUGCCAGCUUUAUGCUCAAUUUACCUUCAGCAAUUCCAAGAGAAAGAUGGAGAAGAGUAAAAUACAGAAUAUAACAAGAAAACCCAGGAAACAAAUGGAAGAAUCAAGUUCUGAAGGUCUAAGGAACAAAUGGAGACCAGCUGUACAUUAGUGACAACAGGCAGCACAAAACUGGGAAUUAAUAUUCUGAAUUAGUAAAAGAGUCCUUGAAAGAGUUUCAAGGGAAAUGUGCCUUCACAAAUGUCCCUCUGUUGCCAGUAAUGCACUCCAAGGCAUCCUCCUGAAGGAAACAGCUCUUCCAUUGAUUUCUCAGCUGUUUGUGGAGCUGCUGUUGACUAUUUUUUGUUGAUGGUCUCCCCAACAACUGCCACUCAUUUAUAAGGUAGCUACAAUUAAAUACUCAUUUUUCAGUGCUAAGCCAAGUGGAAAUUAUUUAAAUUCAAUAGUUCAAACAGUAUUUUAAAAGACCCAGUAUAAACUGUGCAUAUAAUUAUCACUGGGAAAUAAUUUCGACAUAAUGUCUUGGGCCAUGGAGGACCAGAGAUCCUAAAAAUAAAGACUGGAUUGAUACACUGAAUUGGAGUGUUCCUAGAAAGAGCUUUGGGGAUCCAGGUGUCUGCCCCUAGAAACCACAGCAGGCCACUAGUGACCCAAAAUGCUGGACAUAUUGAUCACACCAGGAUUAUGGAAAAUUCUUCAGGAUUCCACUCAAGAACAUUGAGAUGAGGUUUGGUGUCCAUAACCAGAGGGAUGCAUCAGGACCAGCCUGAAGCAGAGGGUGACUCCUGCGACCCCCAAAGGGGUUGUCACCCUUCCUCUCCCCAUCUUCCUCCAGGAAAACACAAGAUUUGGCAGCUCAAACAUCUCUGCUGCUUUCAAACGAGGUUCUCAGCCCAACCCCACAAAACAAGGUCACCUGAGAUUAACUAAAGGAAUUUUCCUGAUUUUGGGGACAAUGACCUGUUCUGACUCAUCCCUCAUGAGCUGAUGGCAAUAAUGUGUCUGGGCAAGAAGUCUGGGGCAUUUAGAAAAUUCCAAGAGCUGUGGAGCAGUGCCACGUCUCUCCUAAGCAAUGUGAUAUCCUAUAAAUCCACCUCAAUGGGAUUUGCAGUAGGUUUAAGCCCUUCCCUUCUGCCAGUGUCACCAGGGCAGUGACACCUUCGUGGUAUUUCAGUGACAUUCAGCUCCUAUCAAUAAUUCAGCUCCUCUAAUUGCAGCAUCUCAAACACAUGAUGUGCACAAGGUGUCAGCAAAGUCAGCUUUCCCCCUGCUUAACACUUCUAAUUGGCUGUUGCACUGGGAUUUUGUUUCCAUGUUAGCUGAGAAGGUCAGGAUGGGUGCUCAAAGGGAGCAGAGAAAUAAUACAGAAUCAGUGUUCGUGUUCCAGCAGAAGACAGGAAAUUAAAAGCUGAAUUUUCUAGCCUUAAUUCACCUGCCUGGGCUCUGUGUGGCCAUUCCUGAAGAAUCCAGCUGAAGAGUACUUUGGGAAAACUCCCACUGCUUUGCUCCACAAAGGGCUGGGAUGGGGAAAGCUGCCUGCAAAGCCAACAGCUACAGACCUGCCACUGCAAACCAGGAAAGAACAGGGGGUGCAGCGCCUGCACUUGCAGGAACUGUCCCAUUUCCACAUGCAAAGUGCUCUAAGGGGGAAUAGAAAAUCAGUCAAAGGUGAUUUGUGAUGCCAGUCGUUAUGUUCCGUGGGAGAAAGAUGUGCUGGCACCACAACUUUGCUGGCUCUGCAAAGGAACAGUGAAUUUCCUCUGUUGGACUGCAUUUGAUGGAAAUCCAGACCACCUGUGAGUCACUCAAACGUGGCACUGGUCCCCUCAGCUCUUCUGGAGUUGAAGGAGAUGCUGCAGUCCCAGGAAUUCAGCCCUGCCCAGGGUAGCUGGGGGCUGUGAGCACUCUACACACUCCACAGAUAACGUGGAAUCCCCUGUGGAAGGGUACACAUGUGUUCCAGGCACCAUGGGGGACUGGGAAAAUCCCUCCUGUAGAUCUGCAGGAAAUUGUGGCUCUCUGCUUGUUGUGGGAAUUCCCAGUUGUGGGAAUUUAGGAAUUUGGGCACCAACCUUAUGAAAUAUGAGUCCUGUAAAAUGGUUCUCUCUGCCUUUAGAAGCAGCUGAGCAUCCCCAGGCUCCCACAAAGCACAUCCAGCUCGAGCAGUCCGUGUGUGCUGGAGCGAGGAGGGACAUCAGCCUUUGAGGUUUGUCAGCCACAAAGCAAAAACAAACUGCAAGUUAUUAAUGGCCUCCUUUGCACUUUUCUUUUGGAAAAGCUUUUUCAGUUUCUUCCUCUGUUCUAACACAGUGACACUGCCAGCACCCUCUGCUUGUGUCCCAAAAGGAAAAACAUAUUAAAUAUGUAUUUAAUGUGGGAUUCUUGGAGCUCCCAAAUCAACAGCAUGGAGGAGCACAGAAGAUGAAGCCACUGAUGAUUCCAGGGCCGUGGAAGCCAUCCCUGUGACCUCACAGCCUAACAGACAGAUGGAAUUAUUUCCACAAGGCCCUGGAUGUUGCCCUGAGGGGAGAGGGGCUCUCCCAGCUCCUCCAGGCAGCUGCCUGAACCCGAGUUCUGCUCCAAGCUCUUGUUCCUCUGAUCCUGCCCUUGGGGAGGUGGCACUGCUCACUGGGAACAAGUGAAACAAAGGAGCAAUGACAUACUGGCAUCCUUUUUUUUUUGCCUUUCCAACUCCCCAGGGUUCUUAAUUAAUCCACAUUUUGUAACCACAAUUAAUUUUUUGCUGCAAGUCUUGGGAAUACAGUGGGAAAAGCCACAAUUUAAUGUGUUUGGAGAAAAAAAGCCUGACUCACAGAAGUGCCAAAUCAAUUGGAUUUCAAGAAAUUCAGACUUUCCAUCUGCUCAUGGUAUUGAUGUACCUGACUGCCUUGAAUCUGUCUUCCCUCUUAAUGGGAAUUUUGGUCCCUUUUCUGAGAGCUGACAGGAGGGUGGAUCCAGGUGGGGGGUUGGUCUCUUCUCCCAGGUGACAAGUGAGAGGACAAGAGGAAAUGGCCUCAGUCUGUGCCAGAGGACAUUUAGAUUGGAUAUUAGGGAAAAUUUCUCCAUGGAAAGGGCUGUUCAGCCCUGGUACAGGGCAAGGAUGGCAUUCCCUUCCUUGGAGGGAUUUAAAAACCGUGUGGAUGUAGCACCUGGGGACAUGGGUUAGUGGUGGCCUUGGCAGUGCUGGGGGAAUGACUGGCCUCAAUGGUCUCUUGAGAGCUUUUCUCCCCUCGCCAAUUCCACGAUUCUAAGAUCCAUCCCUGCUCUCCUCUGGACUUCCAGCCAUGCAUUCUCACUGCCUCUAAACCUGCAAGUUCACCCCUAACUGCUGCUGCUGUGAAACUGCCCAUUCCUGACUUGCUGCUGACUCCCGAGCCUCCCUGAAGGUGCUCCUUCAGCAGUUCUGCAAUAUUCAAGUAUUAAUUCAGAUUGCACUGAACAAACUCUCCUGGGAACAAACAGCAAUCAGGAUAAUCCCCUGCAGCUCCACAACCUCCUUGGUCUCUAACAGGUGCUGUCAAAUAAAUCCACAGAAUAAAUCAGCCUCUUUGUAACCAUGAGGAAGGAUUUUAUAACUGCAUUUGCUGAGUGGGAGGAUAUUUUUCUCUUUGCCUUUUUACUGACAGUCAGAUAAAACCACACUAAUCAAGAGAGACAUGAGAUGGAGCCCUUGGAGAUGAAUUGCUGUUUAUACUGAGGGCUCCUAAUCCUCCACUCUUUUGAGGAUUCUGGUGCUACAGCAAAGAGAACCAAGCUGUUUGGAUACAGACCAGUUUUCAUUAUGGAUGGACCAGGAGAUGCCAAAAAUACUGACGGUGCCUUCAUAAUAUCUUCAUGCUGAGCUCCUCUGCAUCAGCUAUACUUUACUCUUCUAUCACAGCUUGUCCUUCUCCUGGCAGGACACUCACAAAGACCUCCAACAAGGGCAACUGCAGGGGUGGAGCUGGUCUCCAUAAAGAAAAUAGCUGUAUCUCUACAUAUCUCUAAACAUCACUUUGUGUUUUUCUGUUAUGCUACUGCACUGUACUUGCAGCAAAAUCCAUCUUUGCUUUCUUGCCACUUUAAAAAAUAUUGCCUCUGGAUAUUUCCUUCCCCAUUCUUGUUCCUUUUAUUUCUAAAAUGUUUACCAGAAUGCACUAUAUUUCUUCCCAUGGUCUGGAAAAUGGAUCAAGGCAAUGACAUCUACUUAACAUACAUUUUUCCUCCCCAAAGCUUUGCAGUGAGAUGAAGGAAGUGUCAAUUCCUUCUGAAGGAGAGCAGCACUGGGACUGACUGCUGGCAGCAGGCAGCCAGGAUGCAGACAUACAGCCCUGGAGACGAGGAGAGAGCAGCUCUGCAAACCUUAUUCAUUCAGCUGAAAUGUAAAUCCUGCUCCUCUGAGGGGAGUGGAGAAGCUGCUGUGAUCCAGCCAGGAUAAAGUGUGCAGGGCUCCAGGGGGUUUCAUGCUUCAGGAGGCAGAGGGUCAUGAGAAGGAGGGUCUCUGAAGAGAGCUCAAAAAGAGAGGGGUGACAUGGACUGACUGACAGGAAAUGUCACCCCCGUGCCACCACUUGGCAUCUUGGGCCAUUUUCAUGCCAGCAACAGAUGUCAGAGAGCAAAUGAGUCCUGGCAGCUCUGGGACAGUGAGAAAAUGGAUGUGGGAGGGUGGAAAUGCUGACAACCCAGAGAGAUGCAAAGAUGGAUGGGCCAUGUUUAAAAGGCUCCACUAAACCCCUUCCUCCUGGGAAGCCCCUGCUUUGUUCCUCCAAGUGUCUGUUCUCUCUGCUCAGCACCAAGCCCUGCAUGGGCUGCCAAGGGCUGUGCAGAGCUCAGUUAUCAUGAAUGAAAUGAGUUGAGAACAGUUGGGUAUUUAUAGGCUCAGCAAGCUGGUGCUCCAAAAAACCUAAAAGCUCUUUAAAGUGCCUUUAGCUCCAGAGCAGCACUGAUGGUCCCUGACAGCUUGUGGGGACACUUGGGAAGAAGAGUCGACCAUGGAAGUAUCCCAAGCUUUGUGUUGGGCAUCUUCCAGUUUGCAGAGAGUAAACAAUAAAUUAAAACAUUAGGAUAUAGAAAAAACACAAUGGCAUGUCCAAGAUUUCUGUGAAUAUGGAUACACAAGGCUCUCAAGCAGAGAUUCCUCCAGGACUUCCAGAUCUUCCAAGGGAAUUCUCAGCAGCCAGCUGACACGGCAGAUCAACACCCUGGCUCGAGCAUCAUAGGAUCCUUGAAGAGAGAAAAGCCCAGGAAAUCAGUCUGAUGGCACAGUUUAGUUAAGGAGCAGAGUACUCAAGGAACAUGUCAGAGAGCAGCUCUGUCCCCCAGGCCCUCUUUUUCUUCCAGAAACAUGAGAAGAGACUGAUAAAUGGAAAAUCCUUCUUCCCUGCAAACAGAGGCACCACACCAGGUAAAGCCUCUGUGGCAGGAAAAGGAUCUCAGAUCCUUUGGUCUCCAUUCUCUGCGGCAGAGGCCUGCUGGCAACUUUUCAACAGAGAAAUGCUGCAGCAGGACCACUGCUAACUGGAAAUAUCAAACAUGUCUGUGUGGGUAACUGGGCACAGCCCACCUCACCUGCACCACUGCAGGAAGGUGGCAUUUUGUAAAAAUGCACCUCCAUGAAAAAGCUUUAUCUUCUCCUUUGGUGGCAGCAAGAGGCACUCAGGAGUGUAAAAGCUACACACUAGCUCCUCCAGCAGCACCACGGACAAAUGUUUGCUUUUACACUCCCUGCUGGAGAUGCAGGAGUGGACAGUGCACUCAGACAACAGCAGACAACAGAACUCAAUACUCCUGGUUUUCACCUACUACUUCCUGAUGUUUGGCUUUUAUAAAGGGUUCUUGGUGCACUCUGGAAUGAAAAACACAAUUGUUUUUUCUCAAGGCAACCAGCAGAAAAUAUUUUAGGCUGAGAUUUUCAAAACAGCUUUACUGCCUUCCCAAACGAAGCGAUCACCUGAUUCUCCCAUUGGAGAAAAACCACCCCACUCCACCACCAUUUACAUCUGCUUGGCAAUGUAUGGUGUGUGAAGGUAAGGAGGUGAAGAGCUGCUCAGUUUCCAGUGGGUAUUAUCAACCAUUCCUAAAUGAAGAGUUGUUUUUCCUGAAGGGGAUGCAGGAAAGGAGUGUGCGGCUUUUGCCAGAGAGGAAGCUGAGAUGAAAUAGGAUAGUACCUUUUUGAGCACUUCAAAGUAUCAGAUGUAAACUCAACUAUAUUAUUUUUACAAAGAAA